Messenger RNA from Penicillium longicatenatum, 3021 nucleotides. RefSeq names its product KH domain protein. The record is from RefSeq and is a predicted model, not a curated record. Gene Ontology annotation, molecular function: mRNA binding. NCBI's taxonomy places the organism in Eukaryota, Fungi, Ascomycota, Eurotiomycetes, Eurotiales, Aspergillaceae. The transcript is spliced from 5 exons. The coding region runs from base 1 to 3021 and encodes 1006 amino acids. Gene Ontology annotation, cellular component: cytoplasm; nucleus. Gene Ontology annotation, biological process: nuclear division.
AUGCACAAGAUCUCCAACUUUACGGGCCAGGCCCGUCAUGGUUGGGAACGAAUGACGCCAACCUUCGGGAUCACUAGACCUCACACCGACAUGGCCUUUCGCCGGCCGCAUGGUGCUCCGCCGAUGACUCCGCCGACUAGCAUCGAUCCGACUGUUAACCUGUCGUUUAAUGUUCCCUUCUCCUCCACCUUGGCCGGCCCCGAUGUCGAAGAUGUGCUCCACGCCAGUCCCGCCGCCCUCCAACGCUGGACAUUCCCAGAAGGCACACCCGAAGGUACUUCGGUGCAUCAGCUACCUGUGCACACCAGCAAUGUCGAAGGACUACGGAGAUUAUGUCGGCAGAUCACGGAAACCAGCGGUGGUCGUAUCGAAGCCACCGUCACAUCGUCCGAACCCAAGGCCGUUCCGUCGCUACAAAGACGACCCAAUGGCCUAGUGACCAAUGUCUGUGUUACUGGUGAUGGCGAAACCGCGCGCAAGAUGCGAGCGAAGAUUUUGAAUGAUACCCCGAUCAUGCUGCGAUGUGCAACUGUCGACAUGGAUAUGCACUUGAUUAUGGACGGGUCAACCAAAGGAAUUCGAGCCAGCGUGCUUGAACACAUGGACACCUUGGCCGCCUACACCGGAACCGACAUUUUCUUACUCACACCCAAGCUCCACGAUGCGGACAGUGCGGUUGUUUCUUCUUAUGGCUAUGCGUCUGAUAAUGACUUGGACCAACGCUUCCGGGUCGCUAUUUACGGUGACAUGGAAAGCUCGGAGCAUGCCAAGACACGAGUUCUGAUCAUGAUCGAUCAAAUUCUCAAACGCCAUGUUGAUGCCAUCAAACUGGAGCUGACCAUGCACACCUUGGUGUGUGGUCGCACUCGCAAGAACAUCAAGCUAAUUGAAGCUGCCACUGGUACCGCCAUCUACUUUCCUCCCCCGUUCCCCCGAAUCUUUGGAUACACCCCUCCUGGUGCGAAUCGUCGAAGCGAGGAUGAAGUAUACAUCACGGGCGAGACGCCGGAACAGAUUGCUCGGGCGAAGCAGAAGUUGCGGGAGUUAGUGAUGGGUGUCAAAAUAUACGUCAAGGAUGUCGUGGUCAACUCAAGCAAGAUCGACAACAUCCUGCUUGACCGAUUGGACAAAGUUCGCAAGGUGAUGGAGAUGAAUGGCUCUUAUGUUCUUUUCCCGCAGCUGGGCAGUCAGCGCGGUCUUGUUCGAAUCCAAGGCACCGAGGUCUUGCAUGUCGAGCGGACCGUGCGGGAAAUUAUGGCUCUGGCCGGCCAAUUCUACAGUGCCUCGUGGUGGAUCAUCAUGCCCGACCCUGCACAGGGUGGCAUUCGGGCACCUUCGACAGCGGACGUUCGCUCAAUGCUUUCGGAUAUCUGCACCAACUCGGAGGCAGAGGUCAGCUUCGAUAACCUGACGUUCACCAUCAAUGGGUCCGACGAUGCCGUCAAGGCCGCCAUGACGGUCGUAAACCAGAUUCCAUUCGUCACCCGGAGCCAGUACCAGAUGCGAGUAAAGAUUGAAUUGGCCAAUGAGCACAAGGAGUUCGUCAGUGGCAAGAAGAACGGCAAGAUCAACAAGAUCAUGGGCCAGAGCAACGUGCAAAUCAUCUUCGACGGCUUCAACGAGUAUAAUUUCUAUAUCGACGUCUGUGGAAACCAAUACGAGUCCACCAAAAACGGCCUCGAUCUGGUCGAGCAGGAGAUGCCUGCUUCCAUCUCAUUCCAUGUGCCAGACCAGUACCACAAGCGCAUUAUUGGUAUCGGUGGACAGCACAUCCAGCGUAUCAUGAAGAAGUACUCCGUCUUCGUCAAGUUCUCCAAUGCCAUGGAUCGCGGCGGAAUGGGCAAGGAGGAUGAUGACAUCAAGGUCGAUAAUGUGAUCUGCCGAACUCCUGCCCGCAAUGCCCAAAGCCUGGACCUCGUAAAGCAGGAGAUCAUGGAUAUGGUCGAAAAAGUUGAUGCCGAGUAUGUCUCUGAGAGAGUCGUCAUCAACCGACUAUACCACCGCGAGUUGUUGGCUCGGAUGACGGAGAUCGACGAACUGGAGAAGAAAUGGAACUGCAAGAUCGAGUUCCCUAGCACCGAGCUUGCCAGCGAUGUCGUGAACAUUUCCGGCCCUGAAUACCAGGUCCCUCAGGCGGUCGAUGCCCUACUGGGUAUGGUGCCAGAAAGCCACGAGCUUCAUUUCCAAAGCUCCGCCGAGCUGCGUGUGUACUUCAAGUCCCCUGAUUUCCUCGCGGAUGUUCGCACCAAGCUCAAAGAGCAAUACGAGGUCGAUAUCAAUAUCGACACCAGUGCCGAUCUUCAAGAUCAGGAGGACGGGUCUUCUUCUCCCGAUCCUGCCCCGGAAGAUCUGGUUGUUCUUGGGUACACCAGAAACAACGCUGGUGGCCUCAAGGAUGCCAUCGACUUCCUGAUCUCCUGCUGCGUUGCUCACGGUCUCGAUGCCAACACCGUUAAGGGUGCGAUCCCUCGCCCCAAGUCGGACUCGUUCGAGGAGUCCCUGCCCUUCUUCGACUCCAAAUUGCUCCAGCACGCCCCGGCCCCGCUCGUAACCGACUCUCCCACACGGCCCAGCUUCGUGGAUGAGGUCAGCGAGCGCGGAUCGAUCUUCGAGCGUCUCCGCAAACCCGGCAGCAUUUCUUCCUUCUCCUCGUUCAUCGGCCGCAAAAACCACUCCGGAUCGCCGGCCUCGUUCUUCAAGCAUGCGUCUAGCAAUGCCUCCAAGGCAUCGCUCGUCUCGAUGGAAUCCCGAGACAGCGGCUACCGCAACCCGUGGAACGACUCAGGCGUGAACCUCCCCGAGGACGACACACCCGUCCUGGGGAGCUCCCACAGCCACAAGAGCAGCAACAGCAACAACACCAACGGCUGGCCUGCACGCUUUGACACGAAGUUUCCUUUCGGUACGGCGCCUGGAGACAUGACCCCCAAGCAUGAUCCGCGCGCCUCUUUUGACAGUGGUCGCCCUAGCACUUCGAAUUCUACUUCUGGAUACCCGGCCCCCAUUGGGCCACCGCGUUAA